AUGCCCAUCGCCAGCAGCGACUCCAGCAGCAAGAAGAAGAAGAAAGAGAAGGACAAGAAGCAGGAGAAGAAGCACUCGCAGACUCGCAGCGGCGGCGAUGAUGGCCUCCUCCGCCGCCUCCCUGUCGCCGACCACUGCCGCGCUGCUACGCGCCUCGCCGAACUCUCCAACAGCAACAGCAGCCUCCAGCAGCGUCCGUCUCCUCUCCUGGCCUCGACCACUCCUCGCUCCUCGCCGCGGCAGACAGCGACCAGCCAGCAGCAGCAGCACUCGGCAGACAGCGGCUCCUGCUCCUCGCCCGAGAUCGAGCAGCUGCGGACGACCUUCAAGCGGCAGACGGUAGAUGCGGGCACCCAGUACUCCCGGCCCUCGACCCCGUCUGAUCCUGCUGCUGCCGCCGGCGAGAGUUCACGUAUGCCGGGCACUGCCAUAGGGACCAAACGCACCCCUCCAGAUGCGACGAAGGUGAUUGCCGCCCCCGGGCCUGCGUCCACCCCAGCUCUCUCCAAAAAUCCUCAUUCCCAGCAACAACAACAACAACAACAACAACAACAACAACAACAACAACAACAACAACUGCCACAACAGCAGCAGCAGCAGCAGCAACUGCCACAGCAACAACAGGCUCGCCAGCAGAAUCAGCGCCGGCAGCAAUUGGAUGACGAUGACAGGCCGCCGGAAGGUUCGGCCUCCAAGAGGUUAAGGCCUGCCAAACCCCCGGUCAAGCUUCUUCCUCGACGCUAUGAAGCUGCAGACCCGCGGGACCUGGUAGUCCUGAUCUCAAGCAUGAUCAUGGAGCUCAUCCGCUUCAACGACCAGAUCCCGCUCCGGGACGGCAGGCUGACUCGGUUUCACUCCCGCUCUCCGCCCCGGAUAUCGGUCCAGGACUACCUGCAGCGUCUCACCACUCACGCAACGCUCUCGCCUCCCAUCCUGCUAAGCAUGGUGUACUACAUAGACCGUCUUUGCGCUCUGUACCCGGCCUUCACCAUUUCCAGCUUGACCGUCCACCGGUUCCUCAUCAGCAGUGCCACCGUCGCCAGCAAGGGGCUCAGUGACAGCUUCUGGACCAACAAGACCUACGCCCGAGUGGGAGGCAUCAGCGUGGAGGAACUGGCUCUCCUGGAGCUAGAGUUUCUCUGGCGGGUGGAAUGGCGUAUCGUGCCCCAGCCAGAGGUCCUUGUUGACUACUAUCUCAGCCUGGUCGAGCGCUGCGACGACUACGAGAUGCAACCAGAGCUUCCUCCGCCGAUUCCCCCGGCAGUAACGGCAGCCGGAGGUGCUCGGUCAAUCCGGGCUCCUGCCACUGCUCCUCCUGCCCCGAGACCCGCACCAGCUGCUUCCUCUGCGCCAGCCGACUCUCAACCCAAAUCCCACGUAAAACCUGAGCCUUCAACCACCACCACUACCACCGCCGCCGACGAAAAGACCGAGCCAGACUCUGCGCAGAGCACACCAUCUUCUUCCACAUAA
Messenger RNA from Trichophyton verrucosum HKI 0517, 1473 nucleotides. RefSeq lists its product as uncharacterized. Lineage: Eukaryota; Fungi; Ascomycota; Eurotiomycetes; Onygenales; Arthrodermataceae. The record is from RefSeq and is a predicted model, not a curated record. Gene Ontology annotation, molecular function: cyclin-dependent protein serine/threonine kinase regulator activity; protein kinase binding. Gene Ontology annotation, biological process: regulation of cyclin-dependent protein serine/threonine kinase activity. Bases 1 to 1473 code for a protein of 490 amino acids. Gene Ontology annotation, cellular component: cyclin-dependent protein kinase holoenzyme complex; nucleus. The transcript has 2 exons.